AUGAGUGCUCUUGAAGGGCUUGCAACAAAUAGAGAUCCUUUGUUUGAAGGCUCAAACUUUUCUUUUUGGAGUGUUCAAAUGAAGAACUAUUUUAUGUCACUUGGCUUUGAUGUUUGGAUGAGUGUAGUAAAUGGUUACACUGUUCCAUCUCAACCUCCUACAGAUGCAGAUGGGAAGGAGUUUGCGAGUAUUGCUAAAGCCAUAAAUGCAAUAUCAUGUGGCUUAUCUGAACCUAAAUUUGUUAAGGUUAUGCAUUGUGAAACAACACAUACUAUGUGGCAAAAACUUCAAAAUUCUUAUGAAGGAGAUGGAAAAUCUAAGAAUGCUAAACUUCAAACCCACAAAAUACAAUUUCAAAGUCUUGGAAUGUGGGAAGAAGAAAAUGUAGCUGGUUAUUUUUUAAGAGUUGAUGAAGUGGUAAACUCUCUAAAGGGUUUAGGAGAAAAUAUUGAAGAUAAGAUUGUUGUACUAAAGAUUUUGCGUUCGUUGCCUCUUAGAUUUGAUGCUAAAGUUUCAACUAUUGAAAAAAUGGCUAAACUUGAUAAGUUGACAAUUGACAAGCUACAUGGUAUUUUGAUUGCUUAUGAAACGAGAACAAAUGUUGAAACCUAUUUAAAAAGAGAAACCAUCUUCAAAGCUUCAAAGACGGUUAAAGAAAAAGAACAUGUAUCUUAUGAAAGCUCUGAAGAAGAAUCGGAUUGUGAAGCAGCCCAUUUUGUGCAUAAACUAAAAAGAGGUUCUGGGAAGUAUAAAGGCAAGCUUCCCUUAAAAUGUUUUAACUAUGGAAAGAUAGGACACUUUGCAUCAAAAUGUCCAUAUGAAAAGGAAGAGGACAAAAGCAAUGAGAAGGAGUCUAAGUAUAAAAAUAAGAAGUAUGUGAGGAAAGGAAAGAAAUCUCUAAAUUUCAAAAGAAGCUUCUAUUCUAAAGAGGAAAGUAGUUCACCAAAUGCAAGUGAAGAAGAGUCCUUGAAUGAUGAAAUUAAUUUCAUGGCUUUUGAAGACAACCUUCUUGAAAAUCAAGAAGAAGAAGAUUUCUUUGACAAAGAAGAGGUUGAAGUUGAUCUAGAACAAGAACUUAUAAGUUCUCUAAAUGAGAUUAAGAAGUUGAGAAAGAAAAAUCAAAAUUUAAAGUUACUAUUACAAGAAGAAGGUAACAAAACCACUGAAAAAUCUCUUGCAUUAGAGGUUGCUAAAAAGAUGAUUGCUGAUUUGAAUGUUCAGAUUGCAUAA
Messenger RNA from Cryptomeria japonica (Japanese cedar), 1230 nucleotides. RefSeq lists its product as uncharacterized. The record is from RefSeq and is a predicted model, not a curated record. The transcript has a single exon. Gene Ontology annotation, molecular function: zinc ion binding; nucleic acid binding. Lineage: Eukaryota; Viridiplantae; Streptophyta; Pinopsida; Cupressales; Cupressaceae. Bases 1 to 1230 code for a protein of 409 amino acids.